AUGAAUCCUCUCGAGCAAUCAGUUAAGGAUCUGCAAGUACAUAAUGCUGAGUUCCAAGCCAUGAUCUUGAAUCUGGCUAAAGGGCAAGAAGAGCUGAAGACACUCCUUACUAAGAAUGAGAGGAAGACUAAGAAGCCUGUGGGUGUUUUCAACAUGGGAAGAAGGUUCCGAGGCCCUCUCAAAAAGGUCAAGGAUGUCGAAAUCCUAGAAGAGCCUGAACAAGAUGACCAGAAGAGCAAUGGUUCUGUCAAGCAAGAUGAAGAAGAAGGAGAGUACUACGAUGACGAAGAGUAUCCGGAGGAUAAGUACAGACAGUUAGAGGAACGAAUGAGGGCUGUAGAAAUCCAGAAAAUCCCAGGGCUAGACUUUGAGGAACUAGGGCUCAUCUCAGGAGUCGUGAUCCCUCCAAAGUUCAAAACUCCGACCUUUGCAAAAUACGAUGGAGUCUCUUGUCCCAAGCUGCACCUAAAAUCAUACGUGAGGAAGAUCCAACCUCACACUACCGACAAGAUGUUGUGGGCUCACUUGUUCCAAGAGAGUUUGACAGGAACUCAACUCGAAUGUUAUUUGCUGGGAAGCUCAUCAGCUGGUUUUACUGACUUGAUAUUGACUGGAGAGCGGGUUGAAAGUGGCAUCCGAAGUGGGAAAAUUCAGGUGGAUACCUCUUCUGGUGUUACGAAGAAGCCUUAUAGUGGAAAGACUGAAGCUAAUGCUGUGCACAGCCAGAGGGGUCGCAACAGAAAUGACAGUGGCCAUUUUGUCGGGGCUGUCUUAAUCUCUACACCAACACCUCGACAAAAUCAACAACAGGGAUACCAGCGUAGACAAGACGCGCCUAGAAGAAACUUUACAAAGAUCAAUAUGUCUUUGAAUCAAGCAUGGCAACACUUGCUGAAGGCAAAGUUACUUGCGCCAAUAGCUCCGCCAAACAUCAAUACAUCUUCUCCUCGCUAUGAUCCUAACGCGAGAUGUGCUUACCAUUCUGACUGCCAUGACAAAGCUGUCAAUGCUGUUGACAAAGAAUCUUAUGUUACGAACGUGAUGAGUCUGACUACUCCACUCCCUCUUAUCAAGAAGAAGCUGUUGCAAGCCGGUUUAUUUCCGGGUUGCAUUGAAGACUGUUAUUACUGCUCGUCUCAAUUAAAUGGUUGUACAAGGUUGAAGAUUGGUAUUCAAUGCCUGAUGGAUAAUCGAAAGAUCAUGUUUGAAAAAGUGCCUUCUGUGGAAAAAUUAUGUGAAGAUCUAGCCCAGAACUUGAAAAUUGAAGACGUGUCCGUAAUUUCCAAGACUCCUAUCAGAAUUCCUACUAAGGGCCCCAUAAGGAUCACUGCUGAGCCCAAGGUAGCUCCCUUGAUCAUUACCAAGCCUGGUCCGAUCCCGUACUCCUCUGACAAAGCUGUCCCUUGGAGCUAUGGUAAUGAUGUGUAUAUCCAUGGUGUGAAACAAGAAGCUUUGAAUGAUGAGCCUGUCAAAGUUCCUAGUCCCGACGUCGACAAUAUUGUAGGGACCAGUAAGGUUACAAGAAGUGGAAGAAUUUUCUCUCCGGAAAUAUCUCCUGAUGCCAAUAUCUCAGCCCAGGUCCCUGUUCCCGAUUCAACUGCUGAUGUGCGGGGGAAAAGGCCAAUGCUGGAGCCAGUUCAGACACCAGUAGAAGCUACUGCUGAAGAAGUCUCUCAGAAGGAAAUGGAUGAAAUUUUGAAGAUCAUCCGGAAGAGUGAUUACGAUGUGAUCGAACAGUUGGGGCACACUUCCUCCAAGAUAUCCAUGCUAUCAUUGUUAACCUGUUCUGAGGCCCAUGCUAAGGCUUUGAUGAAGUUUCUAAAAGCGGCGCACGUACCACAAGAGAUUUCUGUUAAUCAAUUUGAGAACUGUGUUGCAAGUUUGACAACGAACAAUUACCUGGGGUUUUCUGAUGCUGAUCUGACUCCUGCUGGAAAGAGUCAUAACAAAGCCUUGCACAUCUCCAUUGAGUGUAAGGGUACUACUUUGUCCCAUGUGCUGGUGGAUAAUGGCUCCUCGCUGAAUGUAUUGCCUAAAUUGGUGCUGGAUAGACUUGAUUCUGAAGGGAUAGUGCUAAUGCCCAGUAAUGUGGUGGUAAAGGCUUUCGAUGGGUCGAAGAGUAUAGUCUAUGGAGAGGUUGAGCUCCCAAUCAGAGUGGGUUCUCAAACUUUCAACUCCUUGUUCUAUGUGAUGGAUAUCCACCCCGCCUAUUCUUGCUUGCUCGGGCGUCCGUGGAUACAUGGGGCAGGUGCUGUGACAUCUACUUUGCAUCAGAAGCUGAAGUACCUUGCAAAUGGCAAGAUCGUCACUGUGCAUGGGGAAGAAGAGUAUGUGGUUAGCUGUGUGAAAGAGUACAAGUAUAUCGAAGUGAACGGCGAAUUCAUCGAGACUCCUUGCCAGACUUUUGAAUUGGUUCCUCAAGUUGUCUCUACCGCCAAGCACACUCCUACUGUUCCUAAAGUUACCCGGAUCCCUUCAACAAUGGCUUCUCUGAAGGAUGCUAAGGCUGUAGUUGAAGAAGGUGGUUGUACUGUUUGGGGCCAACUCAUUGAUGUCCCGUAUAAAUCUGACAAACUUGGUUUAGGUUGUACUGCUGGAACUCAGAAGAAUAAUCAUCACACCCGGCUUGGAGGAUUAAUGUCUCAUUUCGUCAGCAAAGGAGUCAAUGCCUUGGAAGAUGGGGAGAGCAACUGCAAUCUAGACAAGUGGAUCUUCCCGACACCUGAUCAUAGGCUGAACAACUGGAAGACCGAAGAUGUUAUCUCUAUCUCCUUCAACCAGGAGUAA
Molecule: messenger RNA, 2787 nt
Organism: Vicia villosa (hairy vetch)
Lineage: Eukaryota; Viridiplantae; Streptophyta; Magnoliopsida; Fabales; Fabaceae
Exons: 3
Coding region: 1-2787 (928 amino acids)
Source: RefSeq, a predicted model, not a curated record